AUGUCCGCCCAGGGUAGCUCUAUGUCUCCGGACCCGCAAGAUCAGAAUGGUCCUGGUCGCCGAGCAGAUCGGGCCCGCGAUUCGGUUUCGAGCAAUGACCCUUCUGGCGCAGGCGCAGACGGUUCGCAGGAUAAACCGCGUCUGACGGAGCAGGAGAAGAAGAACAACCAUAUCGCAUCUGAGCAGAAACGCCGUGCGGCUAUUCGCGAGGGAUUUGACCGUCUCACCGAGCUGGUACCCGGUCUGGAGGGGCAGGGACGCAGUGAGAGCGUGGUGCUGAAGAAGACCGUGGACUUUCUGCGCCUGAAGUUGCAGGAAAGACAGGAACUUGUCGCUGAGAUUGAAAGAAUCGGUGGACAUGUCGAUGAUACAUAUCGCAGGGGCUGA
Talaromyces rugulosus is the source of this 387-nucleotide messenger RNA. RefSeq lists its product as uncharacterized. Gene Ontology annotation, molecular function: protein dimerization activity; RNA polymerase II cis-regulatory region sequence-specific DNA binding; DNA-binding transcription factor activity, RNA polymerase II-specific. The coding region runs from base 1 to 387 and encodes 128 amino acids. The record is from RefSeq and is a predicted model, not a curated record. Lineage: Eukaryota; Fungi; Ascomycota; Eurotiomycetes; Eurotiales; Trichocomaceae. The transcript has a single exon. Gene Ontology annotation, biological process: regulation of transcription by RNA polymerase II.